Molecule: messenger RNA, 1065 nt
Organism: Stylonychia lemnae
Lineage: Eukaryota; Ciliophora; Spirotrichea; Sporadotrichida; Oxytrichidae
Source: the annotation of a GenBank genome assembly
AUGAAUACUGUAGAAGAAACCAGGAUACGGCCUUUAAGAAGUAAUAGUGGUUAAAAUAAUAUUCCAGCGGGUAAUGCCAAUAAUCUCGAUUCUGAAACUGUUUAAGGCCUUAAAAAGAAAGUUAAAUGGUUGGAAAGAAGAAACAUGGAGUAUUCUUAGAGACUUAGAGAUUUGAAUAGUUAAAAGAAUGAUGCCUAAAUAUAGAUCAUAGAUUUACAGAGGCAAGUACAAGAAAUGGCAUCAAAGUUGAAAUAUCAAUCAAAUGAUAUGAGGAAUGUACAGAAUAUAGAAAGCAUGAAAAUAAACUAACUAUAAAAAUAAGUGCAAGAACUAUAAUAAAUCAUAUAAUUACAGCAAUAAACAACAUCUCAUAAAUAAAAAAGAGAAAUAUUCAAAGAGAAUCUACAACCAAACAUGAUCUAGGAUGAUUCUUAAAUAACUUAGGAUCAAACUAAUCCAAGGAUACAAGCACUACAAGUUCAUCAUAUGAAAAUGCCUAAAUUAAGAGCACCGUAAGUUCCUUUAAGAUAAAAGCGAGACAAUAAUGAUACAAGAAAUUAAAAGGCAAACUAGAGCUUGAUGACAGUUAGAGAUAAAUCUAAGAGUUUAUCAAAGCCUAGACAAAUCUUUACUAAUAUCAGACUAAGAUCAGAGUCUAAAGAAAGUCAAAAGCAUGACUUUAAGUAAGCUUAAAUUGAUAAUCCAAAAAAAAAAGAGAAGGGAACAAGUAGAUCAAAGAGCAAAGAUAAGAAAAGAUAAAAUAGUAAAAAGGAAAGAAAAGUAAUCAAAAGAUUAACCAAUCAGGUUGUCGAGCUUUCACAAAUGAUAGAUAAGGUUUAAGCACAGUAGUAAUAAUAGAAUUAAAGCUUGAUGAAUGAUUAAUAUGGAAUCUUAAAGAUAUUACAAGAAAAGAUGCAAGGAGUAGACAGCCAAGAUAAAGCAGAAAAAUUUAAAGAAUAGCUAUUGAAAAUAAUAUAAGAUGGUUUUGGAGAUGAUGAUAUUAAAGAAGAUAGAGUUAUUAAUCCAUUUAAGGAAAACAAAUUUAAAAGAGACAAAUCAAAUUGA